UCCGCAAAACAAGAUCAUAAUACAAAAUAAAAAACAAUUAAAUUAAUCAAUAAAAAAAAUUAAAAAAAAAACCUUAAACUCCCUUAAUAAUCCACCUUUACUUUCUUCCACGUGCUUGGUUGCAUGUCCCUAAAAUUCACACUUUCCAAAAACACUCACAAAUCCCACUUCCACGUGUCACCUCAUCCUCCCUCCCACCUUUCCUUAUUAACCCUACUAUUCACCACCUCUUUUUGCAUGAUCUUUUAUAUCAAACAAUUGAAAAUAUAAAAUAACAUCCUUAAAAAAUGUCUUCAACCACUCGGCCUCACCGCACCACCCAACUCACCACCACACCACCACCGCACACCACCCUCCUCCGCCGCAUCCAAGACUCUUCCCCUAACCCAUCCCAACUCAUCGGCUUCCUCACACUCGCCAUCGUUGGCGGGAUACUUCUUCUCCUAACCGGCUUUAGUAUCACUGCGGUUGUCCUAGGCUUUAUUGUUUUUGCACCCAUUAUUGUUCUCACUAGCCCCUUUUGGCUGCCUAUCUUUGUCCUCGUCUUUGUACCCCUCGUUGGGUUCCUCUGCCUUUGCGGGUUUGGUGUUGCUGCCGUCGCGGUUUUAUCAUGGGUUUACCGGUACUCCCGGGGUCUCCACCCACCCGGUUCGGACCGGUUUGAUUACGCUAGGAACCGGAUUGUGACUACGGCUCGAGAGGUUAAGGAUUAUGCUAAAGAAUAUGGUGGUUAUCUUCAUAGUAAGGUUAAGGAUGCUGCUCCUGGUGCUUAAAUGAACUAUAAUCCGGUUUUGAUCGGUUUUUUUUUUCUUUUUUUUCGAAUAACAGAUCAAAAUAACCAUGCAAUUAAAUUAAAUUGAAUUAACUCGAGUUAUUAGUUAAAUGAACCGUAUAAUAAUUUGGUUUUUUUUGUUUGUUGUAUUUUCAUUUUUAUAAGUUUGUUUUUGUUUGUUGUAUUUUCAUUUUUAUAAGUUUUGUUCCAUCUAUUUAGCUAGCUAGUUCCUUGAUUUAAUAUUGCUCGGUUUUGAAAUUUUGAUGUAUACAUAAAAAUGCAUUUGUAAUUUUGUUUGUUAAAUGCUGAAUAUUACACAUGCAUAUGUUACAAAGGAUUAUUAAAAUUCUAAAUCCUUGCAAUCUAAUCAAAUGUUAACAUGUUUCCUUCGAGAAAAGCAUAUAAUUAAAUGCUAUUAUGUCAAUACUCCGUAGUAUUUUGGCUUAAAAUCGUCAUCACGGCUACAACAAAUCGUUAGUUCAAAUACCUA
This is a messenger RNA of Chenopodium quinoa (quinoa), 1262 nucleotides long. Its product is annotated as oleosin 1-like. Gene Ontology annotation, cellular component: membrane; monolayer-surrounded lipid storage body. Gene Ontology annotation, biological process: lipid storage. NCBI's taxonomy places the organism in Eukaryota, Viridiplantae, Streptophyta, Magnoliopsida, Caryophyllales, Amaranthaceae. The record is from RefSeq and is a predicted model, not a curated record. The coding region runs from base 288 to 773 and encodes 161 amino acids. The transcript has a single exon.